This is a messenger RNA of Drosophila serrata, 558 nucleotides long. RefSeq names its product Acylphosphatase (gene Acyp). Lineage: Eukaryota; Metazoa; Arthropoda; Insecta; Diptera; Drosophilidae. The record is from RefSeq and is a predicted model, not a curated record. Gene Ontology annotation, molecular function: acylphosphatase activity.
GUGUUUUAAUUGUAAGUUUUAGGCAUGCCUUGACCAGUUUCUGUUGGCUUCUGUCAAAUUUCCAAAAUUGUGUGUCGCGCCGUGUCGCGUCCUCGUCGCGUCCUCGUGCGAGUUCGCCAUGGCGGCCGACGGUGUCUGUUCGUGCCAGUUCGAGGUGUUUGGCAAGGUGAAGGGCGUCAACUUCCGGCGCCACGUCCUGCGGAAGGCCAGGACUCUGGGCCUGCGCGGCUGGUGCAGGAACUCGGAACAGAACACAGUGCGCGGCUACAUCGAGGGCCCCUCGCCCGAGAUGGACGUGAUGAAGGAAUGGCUCAAGACCACGGGUAGCCCGGAGUCUGACAUCAAGAUGGUAAAGUUCAGUUCGCAUCGGAACAGCCAUAGAUAUGGCUAUACCAACUUUGAGAUCCGACCCGACAAGAUCAGUCAGACCGAUGGAAUGAGAGGUCCUUCUAAUUCUUCAAACGAAAGCAUGCGGCAGUAAGUCCUUGCAGUUCCCUGAAAGUCCUUGGAAACACCAAUGACACCGAAGGUUUUCAAAUCUUUUUAUUUAAGAACAUU